AUGAGGUCCAAGCAAGCUCAUUUGUGGCAAGCUGCAAUGGACGAAGAAAUCGCUGCACUCAAGUCCAAAGAAGUUUUGGAGCAGAUCCCGAGAGAAAUGAUGCCAGCAGGGCAAAAGACAAUCAAGACCAUGUGGGACUUUGACGUAAAGACCGAUCACUUAGGCUACAUAGUGAGAUUCCGAGCACGUGUGGUUGCACGAGGCGACAAACAACGGCGUGGAAUUGAUUUCACGGACACAUUCUCUCCGGUGGCGCGAAUGGCGACAUUCCGGAUGUUUGUUGCGGUGUGCAUGAUAUUGCAACUAGUAAUCUACCAAGCAGACAUUAAUACAGCCUACCUCAAUGCGGCACUAGGCAUAAAGCAAUACCUGGAAGAAGUCGAGGGCUAUCCGUGUGAAGACAACGGGAUGAUUUACAUCAUCAACAAAGCAUUGUAUGGCCUACGCGAGUCAGGCAGAGAGUGGAACACUGAUGUGAACCGCUGA
Phytophthora megakarya is the source of this 486-nucleotide messenger RNA. The record is from the annotation of a GenBank genome assembly. NCBI's taxonomy places the organism in Eukaryota, Oomycota, Peronosporomycetes, Peronosporales, Peronosporaceae.